UUCUUAUUAGAUAAAAAAUGAUUAAUUUACUAAAAUAAAUAUUUUAGGACGCUAUUCUCCACCUCCUUAUAGAAGACUUAGUAAUCGUGGUCCUCUAGCAAUGAGUCAACGUGGAGAUCGUUUUGGUAGUGGUAGAGAUAGAGUUAGACGUUAUUCUCGUUCACCUAUUCGCUCACCUAUUCGCUCACCUAUUCGCCGCGGAAGACGUUAUUCUUACUCUCGCUCAAGAUCCCCUAGCCCCAGCUAUUCUAGAGGAAGAAAGAGAUCUUAUUCUCGUGAUAGACGCAGUUAUUCUCGUGAUAGACGCAGCUAUUCUCGUGAUAGACGUAGCUAUUCCCGUGGAAGACGUAGCUAUUCUCGUGGAAGACGUAGUUAUUCACGUAGAAGACGUAGUAGUUAUUCACGAGGCCGAAGUUAUUCUAGAAGCUUAACUCCCAGUCGUAGUAGAUCACUUUCUAGUCGUAGUAGAUCUCCUUUAAGUCGCAGUAGAUCCCCUUUGAGUCGCAGUAGAUCCCCUUUGAGUCGUAGUAGAUCUCCUAUUAGACGUAGUAGAUCACCCUUGAGACGUAGAAGAUCAUCUUUAAGACGUAGUCGUUCACCUAUCAGACGCAGCCGUUCACCCAUCAGACGUAACAGAUCUCCAAUUCGACGAAGCAGCUCUCGAUCUUAUGGUGGACGCAGAAAUUCAAGUGUCAAGCGUAAUGACAUAUAAAACGAAAAAAAAAAUCUAUGAAAAAAAAAAGCAAGUAAAGGAUUAUUUCGAUUUUAAAGCUACAUUUAUAACCAUGCAAACACAAGAUAUUAACCAUAAUAGCAAUAAAUAUACUUUUUUUUUCUUGAUUCAUAUUUGAAGUAAAUAGGCAGGCAAUUUAUCAACAGACUAUACUUUUAACAGUAAGUCAAAAUAAAGGUGGAAUAUUUAU
Messenger RNA from Cokeromyces recurvatus, 923 nucleotides. RefSeq lists its product as uncharacterized. Lineage: Eukaryota; Fungi; Mucoromycota; Mucoromycetes; Mucorales; Mucoraceae. The coding region runs from base 101 to 712 and encodes 203 amino acids. The record is from RefSeq and is a predicted model, not a curated record. The transcript has a single exon.